UGAAUCUGGAGGCUGCACUGAGGAGGCAGUAUUUGAAUUUGGCUUUAAUAGGAUUUUAACCAUGAUUUGGGGACAGGGAACACAUUUCAGGAGAACAACCGUUUGGCAAAUGUCUGGUGCCCUAUUUUCCCUCAGUUGGAAUGGGACAGAACCUGCCUGGCUUAAAAGGUGGAGAAUUCAGAGUGGAGCUUCCGGGUUCAGGAAGAGCCAGCCUGGAAGAAGUGGUCAAGAAGCAAGGGGUUGGGGUGCCCUCAUUCCUCCCCCCCUUUUCCCACCAGAGGACCCCCAGGCUGACUCCUCAAUCUCACCCCUUCCCCACUUGGAGUCCAAGAUCCAACAGACACACAGCCUUGCCCGCCUCCUCACCAAAUAUGCUGAGCAGCUGCUCCAGGAAUAUGUGCAGCACCAGGGAGACCCCUUCGGGCUGCCUGGCUUCUCGCCCCCGCGGCUGCCGGUGGCCGAUCUGAGCGCCCCGGCCCCGGGCCACGCGGGCCUGCCGGUGCCCGAGCGCCUGCGGCUGGACGAGGCGGCGCUAGCCGCGCUGCCACCGCUGCUGGACGUCGUGCGCCGCCGCCAGGCCGAGCUGAACCCGCGCGCGCUGCGCCUGCUGCGGCGCCUGGAGGACGCGGCGCGCCAGGCGCGGGCCCUGGGCGCCGCCGUGGAGGCCGUGCUGGCCGCUCUGGGCGCCGAGACCCGCGGGCCCCGACCGGAGCCCGCCGCCGCCGCCAUUGCCGCGGCCACUGUCACUGCGGGCGUCUUCCCGGCCAAGGUGCUGGGGCUCCGCGUGUGCGGCCUCUACCGCGAGUGGGUGAGCCGCACCGAGGCCGACCUAGGCCAGCUGGCGCCCGGGGGCCCGGCCUAAGAGCGGGGCACGCGCCGCAGCUCGCGGUCCCCUCCUGGGCCGUCUCCCCCUCUCCAUCCCUCUCCAUCUCCAGCAGCGUCUCUGUGUUCUCCGACCGUCUCCAUCUCUCUAUUUGCUUUGUACACUCUCGAUCUCUUUUUCUCCCUGGGGCCUCCUUGUCUCCGUCUGUGACUUCCCAUGUCUAUCACUUCCUUGCUUUCCCCCUCUUCUUCUCCAUCGCUUGGGCCUGCCUCGCUGAGGAUCUCUGUCUCCCCUUCUCCCCAUCUCUUGCCUCCUCUUGGCCCCAUGUGAGCAUGUGUACAUCUGCGCCUCAUCUCAAGGGGACACCUGGCACUCUGUUUCCCUCUGUCCUUCUCUCUGUCCUUUCCUGGCCAGGGACAUGUCUGCUGACCCUGUGGUGGGUGGGCUCCUCCAGACAAAUUUCAGCCACCUUCCCCCAGGGUCACUCCACCUGCUGCUCUCCCCCUCCCACAUCCCACCCUUUGCGGCCCUGCCUCCUCUGCCUUUGAUGUCCUUUCCCUUCUUCCCCUCCCUCUGCCCUAUCCCUCCCUGUACCUUCCCUUCCCCCCAAGUUAGGUCUACUGGAGAGAAAAAAAA
Globicephala melas (long-finned pilot whale) is the source of this 1459-nucleotide messenger RNA. RefSeq names its product cardiotrophin-1. The record is from RefSeq and is a predicted model, not a curated record. NCBI's taxonomy places the organism in Eukaryota, Metazoa, Chordata, Mammalia, Artiodactyla, Delphinidae. Gene Ontology annotation, biological process: positive regulation of tyrosine phosphorylation of STAT protein; cell surface receptor signaling pathway. Gene Ontology annotation, cellular component: extracellular region. Gene Ontology annotation, molecular function: cytokine activity.